Molecule: messenger RNA, 1655 nt
Organism: Gilbertella persicaria
Lineage: Eukaryota; Fungi; Mucoromycota; Mucoromycetes; Mucorales; Choanephoraceae
Product: WD40-repeat-containing domain protein
Exons: 5
Coding region: 52-1500 (482 amino acids)
Molecular function (GO): protein binding
Source: RefSeq, a predicted model, not a curated record
UUUUUUUUUUUUUUUGAAAUCUUUUUUUUUUUUCUUGUUUCACCUUACAACAUGUCAAAACGUCAAGCCGAUCCUUCUGAUUCAAGACAAAAUAAAACUACUGCCUUUGGCAACGGCGUCUCGAGACAUGCUGAAGAAAAGAACGAAAUGGGUGAAUUUGAAGAUGCCUGGGAAGAUGAAAUGGAAGAAGAAGAAGUAGUCGAAAGUAUGGAACCUGAAGCAAACGAUAAUGAAGACGGCAUGGAUGUGGAUAUGAAGGAAGACGAUGACGAAGAAGAGGGCGAUAAAAACUUAAAGUUAUAUUUGCCCGGUCAACCUUUAGCAGAAGGUGAAGUAUUGGAAGCUGAUCCCUCAGUGUAUGUCAUGCUUCAUAACCUUGAUGUGCGUCUUCCCUUUCUGAGUUUUGAUAUUUUGGAAGACAAAUUAGGUGAAGAAAGAAAGAAUUAUCCUGCUACUGCUUAUGUUGCUGCUGGUACUUCUCUUCCUGGUGAUCGUAACAAUGAAGUUUUGGUUAUGAAGAUGUCUUCUUUACACAAGACUCAACAAGAUGACUCUGAUGAUGAGGAUGAUCCCGAUGCUUUAGAUGAGGAUCCUGUGCUUGAAUAUAGAUCUAUUCCUCAUGUUGGUUGUGUGAAUCGUUUAAGGGUUAUGCCCCAACAACAAGAUAGACACAUUGCUGCUACCUGGGCUGAAACAGGCAAAGUACAUAUUUGGGACUUGACAUCUGCAGUAGCCAGUUUAGAAGUAGCAGGAGCGCCUUCUCAAAUGAACCAAAAGCCUUUAUUUAACAUUAACAACCAUGGUCGUGAAGAAGGUUAUGCUAUGGAUUGGUCCUAUCUUGAUGCUGGCCGUCUUUUGACAGGUGAUAAUACAGGUCGUAUUUUCCACACAACAAUUACCCCCAGUGGUAUCAAUACUGAAAAUGUCGCUUUCAGAGAACACAAAUCAUCUGUUGAAGACCUUCAAUGGUCUCCUACUGAACGCAAUGUGUUUGCUUCUUGUUCUGCAGACCAAACAGUCAAGAUUUGGGACACACGUAACAAGAAGCGCGCUGCUGUUGGUAUUCAUGCUUCUCAUUCUGAUGUCAAUGUGAUUACUUGGAACAAGAAGGCUUCUUACUUGUUAGCUAGUGGUCAUGAUGAUGGUGUCUUUAGUGUAUGGGAUUUGCGUACAUUUAAGGGCAAUCAACCUACACCUGUGGCUACCUUCAAGUGGCACAAUGGUCCUAUCACAUCCAUUGAAUGGCACCCUACAGAAGAAUCUGUAUUGGCUGUUUCUGGUGCAGAUAACCAAUUGACUUUAUGGGAUUUGUCUGUUGAACCUGAUACAGAACAAGAAGGCCGUUUGACUAACGAUGGUGUUGAAGUGCCUCCUCAAUUGUUGUUUGUUCAUCAAGGUCAAGAAGAUAUCAAGGAAUUACAUUUCCAUAGACAAAUACCUGGUUGUGUUGUUAGCACAGCUAGUACUGGUUUAAACAUUUUCAAAACUAUCAGCAUUUAGAAUUUAUGUACAUUUCUUUAUAUCAUUUCUUUCUUUUUUUUUAUAUAAUACAUUUUCUCUCUCUAUAUAUAAAAACGAGUGUAUUACACAAAUGGCUUGUAUUAUUAUUAUUAUUUUUUUCUGAUUAAAAAGGCGGUCUCUCUUUCUUUCCUUUU